Molecule: messenger RNA, 1704 nt
Organism: Lodderomyces beijingensis
Lineage: Eukaryota; Fungi; Ascomycota; Pichiomycetes; Serinales; Debaryomycetaceae
Source: the annotation of a GenBank genome assembly
AUGUUUAGGAAACUGCCGCAGGCAAAAGCGGCAGCCAACAUAAAGUCGUCAGACAGACGGAAACUUCUAUCCACGAUAUGUCGAACUUAUAACCUCCCCAUCGACGAAAUCUCCAAGGAAGGGUUGGAGAAAUUGUUGCCGGCAAUCAGCAAAAAGGCCAGUUAUAUAAGCACCAGCACCGGUGACCCUCAUUCCGGGACAAUCUAUUUUGAUGCUCAGGAAGUGCCCACGUGGUUCCAGACUCGCGACUCGCAGUUGUACCCUUCCGUGUUGACGUGUUGGAAAUGUCCCUAUUUGGUGCCUCGAGUCCAGACGCAUCCCCAUGUGAUUGAAGUCUUGGCCAGAGGUGCAAACCUAAUGUUGCCUGGAUCGAUCCCGCCUUUCGACGCGCGGUGCACCAAGCAUGCCGUGGUUGGUGUUGUAAGUAGCCAGGAUCCAACUCGGAUCAUGGCCGUGGGGUUGUGCGGUUUGGACUUGACCCAGUUUGAUAGUGUGUUGGGACGGUCGGGCACUGCGGUGCAGGUCUUGCACCAUUAUGAUGAUGAGUUGAUGAAGUUGAAUAAGGAGGUUGACGUGGUGGUGCCCGAUGUGAUUGAUGCCGAGAUGCCCCGGAUCGAGACUGUGCCGGACGCGGAGACAACCGAGGAGGUAAAGGAGGAAGAGGAACAGCAGCAGGAGCAAGAAGAUGGAGGUGACGCUGGCGGUGACAGUGUGGACGUGGACGCAUUGGAAGAAGACAUGGCCCGGCUAACGGUAGAAGAAAUCGACAACUUCUUCAUCCGUUCGCUCCUCCAAACCAUCAAACUUGAAACUUUUGAACUCCCCAUUUCGGCUUCUACGUUCAUGUCCUCGUACAUCUACAAAAACUUGCCCCUGAUGGAUGCAUCGUAUACCAACAUCAAGAAAACAUCAUGGAAGAAAACUGCAAAGUUCUUGAAAGCAAUGACCAAAUUAAACUAUUUGGACACCAAGGGUAAAGACGAGGACCUCUCGGUAACCAAGCUCAUGUCGAAGCAAGACCCAAAGAUUGAAAACUUUGUUCCUCACAAGAUCAAUAAACCCAAGAAUAACCAAACCGGCAGCAAAUCAUCAUCUUCUUCUUCUUCUUCUUCGCAACAUGCCGCAAUGAAUAUCACCACGUUGUACAAGCCCACUAGCAAAUCACGCAUGUUUUUCAAUAAACUCGACCAAAUUUUUGAUCAACUAUACACUCAAGUCGAACUCAGAUCAAUGUAUGAAACCUAUGUCAAGAAGUUUCAACUUGUCAACCCACAAAACCCCAAAACCAUCAUCUUGGACGAGAUCUUGUCUAAACCAAUAAACAAAGAUCAGGGGUUUGUAAUUGCAAGAGACCAAUUCCUCAAGGAAUUCAUGACCAAUUUCACGCCCUUUUAUGAGGUUCAAAAUGAAGGCCAACGCGAAUUGGGGCGUGGCAUGCCUCCCAAGAUCCACAUUGUGACUGAGCUCAAAAUCGGCAGAAAAGUCGUGACUCGUGUAUCCAACUAUGACAAGUUUUUCAUCAAGCAAGGGGCAUUCGCUGAGGAGUUGCGGAAUAAGUGCUCGGGCUCGUCCACUAUUAUCGACGAUCAAGUCCAAGUGCAAGGUCCACAUGGUGCUCUCAUUGUUGAAAUGUUGAAAAGUAAAGGGGUGCCCAUUUCCUGUAUUGAUUUUGAGGAUAAGGUGAAAAAGAAGAAGAGGAAGUAG